AUGGUUUCGUUAGGUUCAUUCUUUAUAAUAUACUUGCUUGGUGGAGUUACCUUUAUUCCAAUUGUAAUAUUGCUUAAUCUCUUGAUAAUUCGUCGACCUUGGACUUCAAAAAAAGUUGAGGAAAUAAAAUUUGACGACGUAUCCCAGGAAAUAAAGGAUUCUUCACUGGAGAACGAUAAAUCUCCCGAAGAUGACUCGAACUUUUACAAAGUAGGUUGGCUUCGUGUCACCAAGGAGCAUGAGACAAGCACCGCAACACAGAAUGGAUCAACAUUUGGCAAUAUCGUGAAAUCCUUUAUGGAAGGGAAGAAUGCACAGGUGAAAAGACCCAAGGAUUCGUUCUUCGCGGUGCUCAAAUAUAAUACCCUCUUCAUGUAUGACAGCGAACGACAAUUGGACUGCAAAGGAAUUAUCAUUGUUUCCAAUCAUGAUGUAUCGAUGUAUCCAGAGCAUUUACCAGAUAACGAAAUCUUUCUAAAAAAUACAUCCAUCAGACUCAAAAAAAAAAUGUCAAUUUGCGCGGACAUGGCGAUAGAAGCUGAAAGCUCAAAUUAUUACCUGUUCUGUAGUGUGGGUGUGGACAAAGAGGAUUGGUAUUUUGCGUUGCAAAAGUCUUCGAAAUUAGAAUUUCACUCUCCGGGACCACAACCACAGGUCGUCAAAGAUAAGGCCCAAUUCGAUCAGUAUACGAUGAAUCAUCUUCUGAAGACCCUUUAUUCGAGCGAUGAUCACAUUCAGACUCAAUGGUUAAAUGUGAUCUUGGGUCGCAUAUUUCUUUCUGUUUACAAGACGCAAGUGGUUAAAGAUUACUUUAUAAGAAAGCUGGUAAAAAAGGUAAAGAAAGUAAAGAAACCAAAUUUCUUAAGUGACAUACUGAUAAAGUCUGUAGAGGUUGGAGACGGUGUUCCCUACAUCACCAACCCUAGGUUGGUCGAUCUAAACGCUAACGGUGAGCUAAACGUGGAAUUGAACCUUGAUUAUUCCGGUGGAUUUCGUGUGGAAAUUGAGACCGAGGCAACUAUCAGCGUUACUCGACUCAAACCCAUCAAAUUCCCGCUCGUUCUCGCCGUCGUGUUAAGGGGACUGCAAGGGAAGAUGUUGCUGCGUAUCAAAGCACCACCCACCAACAGAAUAUGGCUAGGAUUUUAUGAGAUGCCAAAGUUGGAUUUGUUGAUUGAGCCCAUAGUUUCAGAAACACAAUUGAAAUUCUCACUAAUCACCAACGCUAUCGAGUCCAAAAUUCACGAGAUGAUUAUGGAUUCUCUGGUCUUACCAAAUAUGGACGACACUCCAUUUUUCGUUAGUUUCGGAAAGGGUGGCGUAUUUGAAGAGCCUGAAAGCCAAGGGGACGAGGUAGAAACUGUUCCUCCGGUAAGUGUAAAACCCGAAGAGGAUGAAGAAGAAAAAUCGGACAAUCAAGUCAACAAAACCGCUGUUGAAGAAGAACCCGAUAAUACCAGCCCAUCUUCUGCCAAGCCGGAGCCCGAUUCGUCCACGUCAUGGAGGCCAACAAAAUCAAGAAUAAAUAGGACAUUAACGACAUUACACGAAUCCCUUAGUGAUCCUAAUUUACUUAGAUCCAAUUCCAAAUUAAGAUCCCUCAGUAAACAUUUCAAAAGCAGGAAUGACGAUUCAUCGAGAGUAAACGGCACAACCUUGACAACUUCCGGCAGUUCAGAAGAAAUCACUGACGAGCCGUUGUCUUCCGAUACUCUUAUUCCUGCGAGUCAACCGACAUCAACCCUCAAAAAAUGGGGGCAGGCGGUGUCAAUUCGUAGACGAACAUCCAGCAUGGGAAUUAAAGGAAUACUUAACCAUAAUCAUAACGAAUCUGAUAUACAAAAAGUGCCCUCUAAUUCUAUUGAUGCCAUUAAUUCCACAGCAAUUACCUCGGCGGCGAUAGAUGUGAGCAAACGAAAUUCUGCGCCGGUACUAUCAGACAGUUCGUUUCUGUCUCCCGAGCAGGUUGCACCAACACCGACGCCACCACCUUCUCCACCAAAGUCUCCAAAAGAUCUCCCGGAAUUGAUUUCGUCAUCGGAUCCAUCUAAUGAAAUUGACGCAACCACAACUAAGUACACAUCAUCAUCACAAUCGUUACCAUCAAGUUUCAAAUUUAACACCGGCGAUCAUUCGCCGACAACGGACGAUGCCAUAAAACUAUCUAGCGCGUUGCGAUAUGACGACGAAAAUGACGGAUCAUUCAAUAAGGUGGUUUCAAUUAUCAACGCACCGGUGGAAGAGUUGAAUCAGGUUUUAGGAUAG
Messenger RNA from Acaulospora morrowiae, 2265 nucleotides. The record is from the annotation of a GenBank genome assembly. NCBI's taxonomy places the organism in Eukaryota, Fungi, Glomeromycota, Glomeromycetes, Diversisporales, Acaulosporaceae.